This is a messenger RNA of Cyprinodon variegatus (sheepshead minnow), 3241 nucleotides long. Its product is annotated as abl interactor 1-like. Gene Ontology annotation, cellular component: lamellipodium; intracellular anatomical structure. Gene Ontology annotation, molecular function: SH3 domain binding. The record is from RefSeq and is a predicted model, not a curated record. The transcript is spliced from 11 exons. The coding region runs from base 38 to 1627 and encodes 529 amino acids. Lineage: Eukaryota; Metazoa; Chordata; Actinopteri; Cyprinodontiformes; Cyprinodontidae.
UGUUGUGAAUCGGAGGCCAGCGCAGCCACAAUGCCAGAUGGGGGAGCCCCUUUCUCAGCAACACAGCACAGCAUCACAGCCUCGCCUCAGUGAGAGAAAAAAAGACGGGCAGGAGAGCAAUGCAAAGGGAUGUAAGAUGGCAGAGCUACAAAUGCUAUUAGAGGAGGAAAUCCCGGCCGGUAAAAGAGCGCUGGUGGAAAGCUAUCAGAACCUGUCCCGGGUAGCGGAAUACUGUGAAAACAAUUAUGUUCAGGCUCAAGACAAAAGGAAAGCCCUGGAGGAGACCAAAGCCUACACCACCCAGUCUCUGGCCAGUGUUGCCUACCAGAUCAAUGCCUUAGCAAAUAAUGUGCUGCAGCUGCUGGACAUCCAGGCCUCGCAGCUCCGACGAAUGGAGUCCUCCAUCAAUCACAUUUCCCAGACGGUGGAUAUUCACAAAGAGAAGGUGGCCCGUCGAGAAAUUGGCAUCCUGACCACCAACAAGAACACCUCUCGCACCCACAAAAUCAUCGCCCCGGCUAACAUGGAGCGGCCUGUGAGGUACAUCCGAAAACCAAUUGACUACACGCUGCUAGACGACGUGGGACACGGUGUCAAAUGGCUUAAAGCCAAGCAACAUGGGAACAAUGCAGCAGGACGAGGAGGCACCCUUUCCAGGACCAACCCACCCUCACAGAAACCCCCAAGCCCCCCUAUGGCUGGUCGGGGUACACUUGGACGUAACACCCCAUAUAAGACUCUGGAGCCUGUGAAGCCCCCAGUGGUUCCUAACGACUACAUGACGAGCCCGGCCCGACUGGGAAACCAACACAGCCCCGCACGCACAGCCUCACUCAACCAGAGACCCAGGACACACAGUGGGAGCAGUGGAGGCAGUGGUGGCCGGGAGAACAGUGGAGGCAGUGGAGUUGGGAUCCCUAUUGCUGUUCCCACACCUUCUCCCCCCAGUAUGGGGCAAGUGGCACCCUCCUCUGCAUCGGUGCCACAGGGUCCCGGCUUGGGUCCUAUCCCCAUGUCCCAGUUCGGCACCAUCUCUCGCCAGAUCUCCCGUCACAACUCUUCCACCACUUCCUCGGCCUCCAUGGUAUCGGCAACAGGCACCUACCGCCGUGCGCCCUCCGUCUCCUCCCAGCAACCUCACAUCAACGGUGGCCCGGCGUUUCAACCAAAUCCAGUGUCUGUGAAUCCUCCGCCUCCUCCCCCCAUGGUCCAGCUGACCCCACAGAUCCCUCUGACCGGCUUCGUGGCCAGAAUGCAGGAGAGCAUCACAGACAGCCCAGCCCCACCUCCUCCACCUCCCCCUGAGGAUAUAGGUGUGUUUGAGGAGCCUGCCCCUCCUCCGCCUCCUCCACCUGUGGACUACGAGGAAGAAGAUGCUGCAGUCGUUCACUACAGCGAUCCCUAUGCUGAUGGAGACCCCAACUGGGCCCCAAAGGUCUACUUAGAGAAAGUUGUGGCCAUCUACGACUACACGAAAGAUAAGGAGGAUGAGCUGUCCUUCAUGGAGGGUGCCAUCAUCUACAUAAUCAAAAAGAACGAUGAUGGAUGGUUCGAAGGUGUCUGCAACGGUGUCACCGGUCUCUUCCCUGGGAAUUAUGUAGAAUCAAUCAUGCAUUACGCCGACUAAAGAAAAUAUCCAGUAAGGAAAGAAAACAGGAAUGAUGGAGCUCAGAUGUACAGAGUGCAGUGAAGAGAGAUAGAGCUCCCCUUUUGAGUAAAGUGCCAUGGUGAAUUUUUUUCAAAUGAUUUUCCUUUGGUCUGCGGGAGGUUUUGUUUUCAUUUGGCCACUAAAAUAUGGAUGCGGCACAUAUAAGGUUGGAGUUUGAUGUUUUUACAGGUUGCAGUCUGUUAAUUUACACUGGAGAUUAAAAGAGGAGCCUCACUAGAAUUUAGUCCUAAUCAGAAGUUUUUCAGGGCAAUUCCAAAAACAAAAAGAUUAAGCUAAAAACAACAUACAAACUCCGGUGAGGCUCUAAAAAGUUCAAAAUGCUACCUGAUCAUUUGCACUUCGGAGCACCAGAGCAACUCUUCCCUCCUCUCAAACAGACAGAACAUCCAGACGGAGCUUCAGGACACGACUGAACGUUCCAGGUUUAAGAGCGGGGGCCUGACGGUGUGUGUAUUUACAUUGCUCUGUGUCGAUUACAAAGGAAGAUUGUACAGAAUUCAUUAAUAGUGAAAAAGACAAUUUCCUUCUUCAGUCUGGUGAAGUUUUUUUUUUCCUGUACUCUAACUUGUAUAUAUAAGGUGUAUCGUGACCAACUGCCAGUACAGUACAUGUGUCAGCGUGCUUCGUCAGUGGAGGAGAGCGGUGCCAAGAUUGGACUUCUUUUUAAAUUUUGCUCAUUUUUACACGAAUGUUCAUUUAUCCUUAGUCACCGUGCCAUUUCCACUUUAUCCCUACACAGUGAUGGUGUUUUAAUGUUCCAGCUGUUAUCUUUUUGAUCAUCGCCGCUGUAUUCAGUAUCCGAGCUACUGGAGGCUUCAGAAUGUGAAGCAGAGGAAGGACUCAAUGUUUCUUUUUCCUUUGUGUUGUAGCUGCACUGUUAUCAACAACUGUACUGAUUUUUAUUUCCAUUUUGGGUGCGAUUCCAUCACAGCGGUUGCUACGUGAAGAAGACACUCUUAAGAACUUGUUUUAUUCUGCUAACAUUUACUGGUGUGGUGCUUUCCAGUUGGUGCUUAACGACCUUCGCCACCAACCCAAACAACCUCAAGUGCAACACUCCUCCGUUAAGAACUGUAACAAAGAGAUGUCCUCUCUUUCUCUCAUCGCUUGUUUUGAUUGUAAACUCCUUCACUCAUACUUGUGAUGUGAAUGUAGGCAAAUCAGCGGUAAAGUACCGUCAGUCACCUCUGUCUGUCUCCAGAUUCUGUGCUAAUCAUGUCUAGCUCUUUUAGGUAAUUUAAAAGGGAUUCGUUAGUGUCGCUUAUCAAGGUUCUCAGUUAUUAGUGACAUUUCCCUCACCUGCUGUGCUCGUAUGGAAUAUUGCAUGGAGUUUGUGGGAAAGUGAAAUCCUGUGAAGGAAAAAGGCAAUUCAGUCAUUGUUAUAGCUAAUGUUAGCAAAUGAAAACAACUCAAACUCUAUAUUUUCAUGCUGUAGGGAAGAUUAGACACAGUCAUCCCAGUUUUGCCCUCUCCCUUUAUUGCUUCCCCAGCUAAUCAAAAUUGCCGAAACUUAUCAGAGAAUCAGGGACGUAAAAGUACACUGCAUUUCCACAAAAUAACAGACUCCCUACU